UUGUCGAAUUGUCAAAAUAUAAACAUUGUUUUUAUUUUUGUAACCUAUUAAUGCACGUGCGGACAAAAGUCGCCGUUUUAGUUUAAGUUAAAAUGACAGAAAUAAUUAUCGACGAUGUAUAUCCCAAAGGGUCAGUGUAUCCGAUGAUUUUAAACUUCCAAAAUGGUUAUACGACGGACAACUUUGCUAACCAAGAAUGCAUUUUGGCCGAAAACUCCGUCACUAAUAAUAAAACCUUAGCCACUGAGAUAGAUGGCCUCGUAUAUGCUGGUGAUGAAGAAAACGAGGGCUUGGGUAAGACUUUUAUACUAGCACGCAAUAAAAGUACGGGGAAAGUGCGUUUGAUCGAAUCGGGUGUCGUGAAUGUUAAGCCUAUCCUCAAGUUUGACCUAAACGCAACGCAUUUGCAGCUUGAAACGAGCCACCUAGAACUCAGUCGUAAGUUCGGUUCGAAGAAGCAAAAACAACGUAUGGAACAACGUGAAAAGUUAAAAGUAAAUAUUGAAACUGUUACCGAACAGAUGCAAAAUGUAACACAAGAAGUGACAGAAGAAAACUUAGAUUUAUCUACGUACAAUAAUAUUAACAAUGACGAUUUUUACAUACCUCACAUUAACCGCACAGCUGAAAAAGUUGAGCAUGUCUAUGAGAUAGACAAAAUACUAUCUGAAGAACAAUAUGAAAAGAUACAUUCUGAGUUAGAGGGUAAAGACUACACAUCAGAUAUGAUACCACUUAUAAAGUCGAUGAUAUACAAGAAGACUUUAUCACCAAAGCUUAUAGUAUUAGCAGUGUACGCCAAUUCAUUGCUAUAUCUUUACACAAUGAUGGUAAAAGAUAUUACAAAAAAGUCAUUUGUAGCCUGUUCAACGUCUGUGACAUUGAAUAAUAUAAUUUUAAGUAAUUUCCUGAGUAUGUCACAUUCAAAACGAACAAGACCAGCGCCGUUUAAGGACAAGUCGUUAUGCCAUGCAAUAGUAUUUUUAUUGUUAAUUAACAAUUUAAAAUUAGAGUUGGAAAGUUUAUGCGACGCUCUAAAAUUGACACCGAACACUGCGACACUUAAGGUUCGUGUUACUGGAGCCUCGGUAAUUACAUCGGGUAAUAAAAAAAUAGUUCAAUUGAAAUUACCUCUAAAUAAAACAGGAUUCAAGAGAAGGAGUACUAAAUUUUAAAUAAAUGAUUUAUAUUUUAAAA
Molecule: messenger RNA, 1197 nt
Organism: Vanessa tameamea
Lineage: Eukaryota; Metazoa; Arthropoda; Insecta; Lepidoptera; Nymphalidae
Exons: 1
Coding region: 93-1175 (360 amino acids)
Biological process (GO): RNA polymerase I preinitiation complex assembly; DNA-templated transcription; transcription elongation by RNA polymerase I
Cellular component (GO): RNA polymerase I complex
Molecular function (GO): DNA binding
Source: RefSeq, a predicted model, not a curated record